Molecule: messenger RNA, 724 nt
Organism: Drosophila obscura
Lineage: Eukaryota; Metazoa; Arthropoda; Insecta; Diptera; Drosophilidae
Exons: 1
Coding region: 144-638 (164 amino acids)
Source: RefSeq, a predicted model, not a curated record
UGUCUGUGCCCUUGCUGUCAGUGUCCGUUGGAGAGUGUCCGUUCAUUCGGUCUCAGUUAGACUCACAAUCAAAAUCCCCUGUACUUUAAGCCCUAUUUUCCGAUUUCUAUUGCCCUGGUUCCACAGCCGGCACUGGCCUUAAGAUGUACUCGCAUCCGAAACAAGCGUCCCAUGGGACUCAGACCCUGCCGCAGCCGAGCCCCAAGCCCGUGUGCGUACCGCUGCUGAUGGUCGACGAGGAUGGAAAGAAGCGCUACUGCUACCAUGGCGGCAAGUGCCGGUGCGAUACCUGUCAGAAGAUGCGCGAGCAGCAGGCGGAUCAGCUGGACGAGCAGCUAUUGGCCGCCCUUCCACACAGUCGCUUGCAGCUGGUGCCGGCGUUGCGUCAGGUGAGGCCAAAGCAAUACCGCUUGGACGCCAUUUACGCCACACCCGAACUGGCCAAGUAUCUGAGCGACGAGCACGAGGAGCUGCGCAAGAAGUAUAAGACCUACUAUCUGCCCGAUAGGUACUUCCAGGUGAAUGCCUGGAAGGUGCCCGGGCCGCAGCACAAGCAGACCCAGACGGACAUCCGCAUCGGCAACUACGGCAUCGACGGUUGUCCGUGCGUCGACAAAUCUCUCUGCUGGGACAUCUAGCCCUUGGGCUCACUGAAUUGUGGGAGAGUAGGGGGAAUGGAUCUGUAGCCAAUCGGACAAUAAACAGUGCAGGGUGAGGAGCGGAA